AUGUCCAAAAGAUUCAGACCCCCGUUGCAGCAAAAAAACCCAGAAGAUACCUACUGUGAGAAACACCGUGAGCGUCUGCAGCUCUUCUGUGAUGAUGACCAAACAGUAUUUUGCGGCGAAUGUUUCCAGUCCCAGGAGCACAAGCAUCACAUGGUGUCUGGAGUCCGAGAGGCUGGGGAAAAGUACAGGAAGUUAUUCCAGGAGAUAUUGAACACAUUGAAGGGGAAAAUUGAAGUAGCUAAAAGUAUACUGGCUGAUGAGCAAGAAAGGAUGGUGAUGAUUCAGGGAGAAGAACAGAAUUUUAAAGAGAUUAUUGAGUCUGAAUUUAGGAUAUUGCUCCGAUUGAUGAUUGAAGAGAAUAUGGUGAACUUCCACAGCCUACAGGGGUACACUUCUGACCUGCACUUGAGAGAGGUCACUCUGAAUCAAUUGACUGGGUUUGCCAAAGAAGCAGAGAAGUCCCAGGAAGUCCUACAGAAACUGAAAGAGUUGGGGAGAGAGAACAUGAAAAAAUUGAAGGAGAGUGAAGUCAGGCUCUCUAAAGAGAUCUGUAGCCUCCAAGAGAUGGCAGAAGAGCUAGAAAAGUGUGGGGGAUCUGCCAUAGUGCUGCUUCAGAAUGCAAGAUAUUUUUUUGCAAGGAGUGAGGCUCUGCUGACUCAGUGUCUGGAGCCUGCCCAGAUCACAGACCUCAGUCUAAUCCAAAUAACAGGACUUAGCAAAUGGGUGAAAGUGCUCCAGAGAAGUAUAACUUUGGAUCCUAAAACAGCUCAUCCCUGGCUGGUCUUAUCCAAGGAUCUGAGAAGCAUAGGUCUUAGAUAUAUCCAGCAGGCUAUAUCAGGAAACCCAGGGAGAUUUGACUUCAGUGCUACCGUGUUGGGUGUGGAGAGUUUUACUUCAGGAAGGCACUACUGGGAAGUGGAUGUCGAAAAGGCAGCAGCGUGGCAAUUAGGCAUCUGUGAGGACUCUGUCAACAGAAAGGAUAUGGCACCCAAAGCUUCCAGAAAUACAAUCUCACUGACAAGAUCUGUAAUGGGGACCCAGUAUACCUACUGGGUUUCUCCCCCUUUAAAAAAGGUCUCCCUGAGAGAGCAAAUGCACAAAGUCGGAGUUUUCCUGGACUAUGAGUGGGGUCAGGUGUCCUUCUAUGACAUGACAGAGGGAGCCCUCGUUUAUAAUUUCUCUAGCCUCCCAUUCCAGGGCGCACUCAGGCCUUUGUUUUCUCUUUGUAUCCCAAACAGAGGCACCAUUUCAGACUCUCUCAGCAUCUGCCUGCCCCCUGCUCCUCCCUAUUCUGUUCCUGUUGGCCCGAUAUCUUCCUAG
Condylura cristata (star-nosed mole) is the source of this 1320-nucleotide messenger RNA. It is a transcript of the gene TRIML2, whose product is annotated as tripartite motif family-like 2. The record is from RefSeq and is a predicted model, not a curated record. Gene Ontology annotation, molecular function: protein binding; zinc ion binding. NCBI's taxonomy places the organism in Eukaryota, Metazoa, Chordata, Mammalia, Eulipotyphla, Talpidae. The transcript has 7 exons. The coding region runs from base 1 to 1320 and encodes 439 amino acids.